Messenger RNA from Chlamydomonas reinhardtii, 1139 nucleotides. RefSeq lists its product as uncharacterized. The record is from RefSeq and is a predicted model, not a curated record. Lineage: Eukaryota; Viridiplantae; Chlorophyta; Chlorophyceae; Chlamydomonadales; Chlamydomonadaceae. Bases 172 to 378 code for a protein of 68 amino acids. The transcript has a single exon.
AGUACAGCUCGCCCGGUGCAGCCGCCGUUCAGCCCUCUAAUCAGCCCGGCCCCAGCUAGGCAGCCACCCUGCUUCACUUGCUCGGCAGCUUUGCCCGGCAUCGGCUACUGACAUCCGCCACGCCGCUUCUUUCUUCUCCCGUUUCUUUCCGCUUGCCCACGCAUAUGCUCCAUGGGCGCCCGCGGAUGCCUGGCUCCGUUCCAGGUGGGUGCAUUUUGUGGGUUUCGCGUUGUCGCGGCGAAUGGCAGCAGCCUAGUUGCGAGCUGGAACGCGUCCGCCCCUGCAAGCGGCAGCAGUCUCCACGACACUCGGACUCCGUUUGGCGUGCCGAAUGCGGAGCAGCGUGGAGCGCGCACCGGUGUCUCGUCUCGAAGGUAACAAGUAACCGCAUUGCCGCUGACACUAACUUCUUUCGUGAUGUUUAUUGCUAGCCUGGAGCUCGCGACGGCGUCUUGCAUUCGCAUUCACUCGCAAGCACUUCGUUUUAAGGUGGUGUGCACGAUCUUUGCGUGCCUUGGAAACCGGAGGCCCGCGCCAUCAUGCAUUUUAUUGACGAGUGUUGCGGAACUAAUGCGUACUUAUACCAGAGCGGAAGGCGGAGUGGGCUUGCAGGCGGCACGAGAGUAGACAGUCAGUAGCGCAAGUUGCGAAAGCACAUGUUACCUCGUAACCGACGGUACACGCGGGGGAGCUAUGCAUUGGGUGUGUGAUGGGACAGGGUUCAAGGCAGGUUGGCGAGGUCCCGUAGGGUGCAGCCGAUGCAUUGGGUGUGAAUGGGUUGUGAAACCGCCGGGGCCCAGGGGUCAGGCUGGGGGUCAAGGGAAGAGCUGCACCGGGCUUCAUAUGUGUCGGUAGCCAACUGGGGGAGGGUGGUUUCCCUUCGGGCCGGAGAUGGUCCCUCUUGACCUGGGUGCGGGGCACCCUUGCUUGGUCGGACUGUCCCUUCUUUGUAAGAUCGCAAUCAUAUGUGCAGUUGCCGAGACACGCUUUACGCGAAGACCUGUUGCACGGUUGUGGAAGGUCGGUAGCCAACUGGGGGGAGGGUGGUUUCCUUUCGGGCCGGAGAUGGUCCCUCUUGACUUGGGUGCUGGGCACCCUUGCUUGGUCGGAUUGUCCCUUCUUUGUAAUAUCGCAACCAU